AUGAUAACUAAUCUGUUUUCUAUUUUUGACCCAGCCAGGCCCAAUAGGCUAAGCGCAAAUUGAUGCUCUAGCUUAUUAUUCGUUCUACUGAUACCUGGAGCCCAAUGAGUCGCGAGUACCCGUUACAGGGGUCUGUUCAAACAGUUAAGAGAUUACUUAUUUAGAGAGUUUCGCCCUAUUGUUAAAAAAGCGAGAUUUGUUCUUUUAAUUAGAGUAAGCCUUUUAUUAUUAAUUAUAUUUAAUAAUGUAGCAGGGCUGUUGCCGUAUAUUUUUACUGCUACUGCUCAUUUAAGAUUUAGUCUGUGUUUCGGUUUGGCUGCCUGAUCAGGAUUAAUACUGUAUGGUUGAAGAUUUAACACUCAAGCUUUGUUAGUUCACCUGAUUCCACAGGGCACUCCUGCAGCUCUUAUGCCAUUUAUAGUUGUUAUUGAGAGAAUCAGAAAUAUUAUCCGUCCUGGCACGUUAGCAGUGCGGCUAAGAGCUAACAUAAUUGCAGGACAUUUAUUGUUGUCUUUGUUAAGGAGAUCUUUUAGGUUUAGCCCUCUAAUAGCUGUGCCUAUUCUUGCUAUCGCAGAGUUAGCUCUGAUCAGACUAGAAUGUGCGGUGGCUUUUAUUCAGAGUUAUGUGUUUAGAGUCUUGUUGACUUUGUAUAUGGCAGAAUUUUCAGAUUAA
Hyalella azteca is the source of this 672-nucleotide messenger RNA. Lineage: Eukaryota; Metazoa; Arthropoda; Malacostraca; Amphipoda; Hyalellidae. The record is from the annotation of a RefSeq genome assembly.